This is a messenger RNA of Lacerta agilis (Sand lizard), 1966 nucleotides long. RefSeq names its product solute carrier family 5 member 10 (gene SLC5A10). Gene Ontology annotation, biological process: transmembrane transport. Gene Ontology annotation, molecular function: D-glucose:sodium symporter activity. NCBI's taxonomy places the organism in Eukaryota, Metazoa, Chordata, Lepidosauria, Squamata, Lacertidae. Gene Ontology annotation, cellular component: plasma membrane. The record is from RefSeq and is a predicted model, not a curated record. The coding region runs from base 29 to 1933 and encodes 634 amino acids. The transcript is spliced from 15 exons.
GUCCGCAGAAGACUUUCCCCUGGCUGAAAUGCCCACUCCUUCGCCCCAAUUCAGUGUUACUGAUGUGAUCGUCGUCGUGGCGUAUUUCAUCUUGAACUUGGCAGUGGGAAUAUGGUCUUCAUGCAGGGCAAACAGAAACACUUUGAGUGGAUACUUCCUGGCUGGGAGGAACAUAGCCUGGUGGCCGAUUGGUGCCUCGCUCUUUGCCAGCAGCGAAGGAUCGAGCCUUUUCAUUGGACUGGCUGGCACGGCGGCUGCAGGAGGGGUAGCAGUGGCCGGCUUCGAAUGGAACGCCACCUUUGUGCUUCUGGCGUUGGCCUGGGUGUUUGUUCCAGUCUACAUCUCCUCAGGGAUUGUCACCAUGCCGGAAUACCUCCAGAAGCGCUUUGGCGGGGAGAGAAUCCGGAUAUACCUUUCAUCCCUGUCUCUCCUGCUUUCCAUCUUCACCAAGAUAUCGACAGACCUGUAUUCAGGAGCCUUAUUUGUUCAGGUGUGCCUAGGCUGGAAUCUCUACCUUUCCACUGUCCUGAUGCUGGUCGUCACUGCCAUUUACACCAUUGCAGGUGGGCUGGCGGCUGUCAUCUAUACAGAUACUCUGCAGACUCUCAUUAUGGUCAUUGGAGCCACCAUCCUGACAGUAACAGCUUUCGACGAGAUCGGCGGCUACCAGAACCUGGAAGAAGCUUACUUAAAGGCCGUGCCGUCUAAGAUCAUCCCCAACACAACCUGCCACGUGCCCAGGCUCGAUGCAAUGCACCUUUUCCGGGAUCCUGUCUCCGGAGACUUGCCCUGGACUGGCAUGACCUUUGGGCUCUCGGUCGUGGCCACAUGGUACUGGUGCACAGACCAGGUCAUUGUCCAGAGGUCUCUCUCAGCAAAGAACCUCAACCAUGCCAAGGCCGGGUCCAUCUUAGCCAGCUAUUUGAAAAUGCUUCCCAUGGUUGUCAUCAUCAUGCCUGGAAUGAUUAGCCGGAUCCUGUAUCCAGAUGCCGUUGGCUGUGUGGACCCCGAAGAAUGUUCCCGAGUCUGUGGGUCCGAGGUGGGCUGCUCCAACAUCGCCUACCCCAAACUGGUGAUUGAGCUCAUGCCCAGUGGUCUGCGAGGGUUAAUGAUCGCCGUCAUGAUGGCUGCUCUGAUGUCAUCCCUGACCUCCAUCUUCAACAGCAGCAGCACCCUCUUCACCAUGGAUAUCUGGCAGAAGGUCCGGAAGGAGCCCAGCGAGAAAGAGCUGCUUCUGGUUGGAAGGAUAGUCACUAUUGUCCUCGUUGCUGUCAGCGUGGUUUGGAUCCCAAUCCUGCAGAGCUCCAACAGCGGCCAGCUGUAUAUCUACAUCCAAUCUGUCACUAGCUACCUUGCCCCGCCGGUUACGGCUGUCUUCCUCUUGGCCGUUUUCUGGAAGCGAGCCAAUGAACAGGGGGCUUUCUGGGGCCUGAUGGUGGGGCUGGUCAUUGGCCUGAGCCGGAUGGCCUUGGAGUUUGCGCAUCCCACGCCCCGUUGUGGUGUCCCGGACAGGCGCCCUUCCCUCGUGAAGGACCUCCACUAUCUUCACUUCGCCACCCUCCUCUUCCUGCUGACUGCCAUGGUGGUGGCGGGCAUCAGCUUGCUGACUAAGCCCCCUGCCGAAUCCCAGGUAAAGUUUGUGACUUGGUGGACCCUUCGUGAGGAGGAGCCCCUUCCUCCCCAACUUCCCAACGCCAAAUCGCUGCCUGAGGAUGGCUUUUCCAGCACACAGAACAAUGAUCUCCUGGAAAGCCUCCCAUGGAGUUGCUUUGGCAAUGGAAAGGCCUGCGCCCCCUGCAUCAUGAAGGCUGGAACCCCCCCAAAGAAGCCCCCUGCGGACAAGACAGGAUCCCGCUUCUGGGCUCGGAUCUGCUGUGCAAACGCCCUUCUCCUGAUCUGUGUUAAUGUCUUUUUCUAUGCUUAUUUUGCUUAAAGAAUGUCUUCUGGAAAGUUCCUCAAAGAGGAC